AUGUUUGGAGAUGCAACUUCUAAGUCUCCUCUUGGUGUGUUCAAGAACUAUCACUUGAAAAUUGGAGAAUGCAUCAUCCAAACUGAUCUCACUGUCAUGGAGAUGGAAGAAGAGAAGGAUCUACCUCUGCUAUUGGGAACCCCAUUCCUUAGCACAGUUGGCGCUUCAAUAGACUUUCACAAGCAAGAAGUGAUCUUCACAAGGAAGGCUCUAAAAGAAGGGGAGGAUGCAGCCUCAAAGGCACUUGUGGGAGAGAAAAGAAAGAUCCCACCAGCUCAGGUUUCCUCAGCCAAGCCAUCUCAGCUCACUAUGACCUUGUUCCCCACCAAGUUUGAAAAUGGGAAGAUUGAGUACAAGAUAAGGUACAAGGGAGAGAUCAAGACCAUUCUCUAG
Molecule: messenger RNA, 393 nt
Organism: Microthlaspi erraticum
Lineage: Eukaryota; Viridiplantae; Streptophyta; Magnoliopsida; Brassicales; Brassicaceae
Source: the annotation of a GenBank genome assembly